Molecule: messenger RNA, 2139 nt
Organism: Paralichthys olivaceus (Japanese flounder)
Lineage: Eukaryota; Metazoa; Chordata; Actinopteri; Pleuronectiformes; Paralichthyidae
Source: RefSeq, a predicted model, not a curated record
UGCAUCUCGGAGAUCAAGACGAGAAUUUCCAAUUUAAGUUUCAGAGAUGAACGAAAAUGCGUUGUAUAUUUUUAUGGGGGUAACUAACGCUCUUUUGGAAUUGGAUAUUAUCUUCGAUUUUCUCGAUGGGAAAUAACAUAUUCUAACGGACCGGGGAUGACAAAGACAAUGGGAUACCGAGACUGGAGAUGGCUGGCGCUUUGGUGGCAUCAUUUCUUUCUCUUGUGGAGUAUAACAGACGCACAGACUCGUUACAGCAUCCCGGAGGAACUGAAACAGGGCACUGUGGUAGGAAAUCUAGCCAAAGAUCUCGGUUUGGGACUGUCUGAGAUUUUUGAUCGUAAGCUGCGAGUCGCCUCUGAGGCUGAUGAGCAGUAUUUCAGUGUGGAUGCGGGGAAGGGCGAGCUGGUGGUGAAUGACAGAAUAGACAGAGAGGCUUUAUGUGGACAAAGCGCCAGCUGUGUUCUACCUCUGCAGAUCGUUCUUGAAAACCCUCUAAGUUUACAUCGCAUUGAGGUAGAAAUAAAGGAUAUAAACGACAACUCACCCAGAUUUCACACAAAAGAAAUGUCUUUGAAAAUAGCUGAAUCUGCAGCAGUGGGAUCUCGUUUUCUUCUCGAGGGCGCAGAGGAUUCAGACGUUGGAAGUAAUGCGGUGAAAUCCUACACUUUGACCAAAAACGAAUGCUUUUCGUUGAAAAUGAAGGAGGUUGAAGAUGGAAAAACAGUCCCUGAGUUAGUGUUAGAGAAGCCUCUUGACCGAGAGAAGAAAGCAGUUUAUCGGUUACUACUGACUGCGUUAGACGGAGGGAACCCAGUCAUGUCUGGUACCUCACAGAUCACUAUCCUAGUGCUUGAUAACAAUGACAACUUCCCAGUAUUUGAUAAAAAUAUAUAUAAAGUUUCCUUACAUGAAAAUAUGGCAAAGGAUACUUUUGUUGUCAAAAUGACAGCAACGGACGCUGACGAGGGACCAAACGGUGAAGUUGAAUUUUCAUUUGCCUCACGGACACCUGCUUCUGUUUUAUCAGUAUUUGAAAUAAAUUCAUUAACAGGGGAAAUACAGUUGAAAGGAAACUUAGAUUAUGAAAGAACAACAUCCUACAAAAUUGAAAUAAAUGCGAAAGACCAGGGAGUUCCUGAAAUGGAAAGUCAAAGUCGUCUUCAAAUAGAUGUUAUAGAUGUUAACGAUAACACUCCAGAGAUUGUUCUCACCUCUGAACCGCAGCCAGUGCGUGAAGACGCACCAAGUGGCACAGUGGUGGCUUUGCUCAAAGCACGUGAUGCCGACUCUGGCAAUAACGCCAAAGUGACAUUGCAAUUAUCCAAAGGUUCUCCCUUCAAUCUAAAACCAUCAUUUUCUAAUAAUUACGCGCUGGUUACCAGUGGUGCUUUAGACAGAGAGAGUUUCUCUGAAUAUAAUAUUGAAAUAACAGCCACUGACUCAGGCUCUCCUCCUCUGUCCAGUAAGAANNGAAUCGAGGUAGAAAUAAAAGAUGUCAACGACAAUUCCCCGAGUUUUCUCAGCAAAGAAAAAUUAUUAAAAAUUGCAGAGCUGACGGCGGUGGGUGCGCGCUACCCUUUGGAGACUGCACAAGACCUCGACGUGGAGUACAGUGACUUCACUUUGAUUAAGCCCAGCAGCACCACUGACUUUAAGGAAGUGAUCAGUGUCCUGGAUGCGUCUUUACCGGACAGCACCUGGACCUUUGAGAGCCAGCAGCUGCGAGUCGCCUCUGAGGCUGGUAAGCAGUAUUUCACUGUGGAUGCGGGGAAGGGCGAGCUGGUGGUGAAUGACAGAAUAGACAGAGAGGCUCUAUGUGGACAAAGCGCCAGCUGUGUUCUACCUCUGCAAGUGGUCAUUGAGGACCCGCUACAGUUACAUCGCAUCGAGAACCCCAACAGAAACCUGCAGAUUCAGCUCAACACUGAUGGACCCAUCAAGUACGUGGAGGUCCUGGGAGGAGACAUGUUGUCUCAGAGUCAGUCCUUCAGGUCCUGUAUGUCUCCAAUGUCAGAGUACAGUGAUUUCACUUUGAUUAAGCCCAGCAGCACCACUGACUUUAAGGAGGUGAUCAGUGUCCUGGAUGCGUCUUUACCGGACAGCACCUGGACCUUUGAGAGCCAGCAGAACGACUGA